AUUUUAUAUUAUCAAAUGACAGAGGCUGCGAAUCCAGAAAGGAUAUUAAAUUAAAGAACUCGAAUGAUUGGGAAUUAUGUGAUAGGUGAUGAUUUAUUGAUUCAGCAGAAUAGGGAAAACCUUGGGGUUUGGGACGUUUGGGAAAGUGAAGAUGGGUACACAUGAAUAAUCUGGUGAGAAAGUUGCAAUAAAAAUAUUGGAGAAAGAUAGAAUAGUAGAGACAGCUGAUGUAGAGAGAGUAUAGAGAGAGAUACAUAUUUUGAAAUUAGUUCGACAUCCACACAUAAUUUAGUUAUAUGAAGUAUAGAAAAUAGAUAAAUUAUAAUAUAGAUAAUUGAAACUCCUAAGCAUAUAUUUUUAGUAAUGGAAAUGGUAAGUGGAGGAGAACUAUUUGAUUAUAUAGUAAAAAAUACAAAGUAAUGAAAUAAAUAAAAUUAGAUUGGAAGAGGUGGAAGCUUGUAAAUUAUUUUAAGAACUUAUAGCAGGGAUAGAAUAUUUGCAUAAAAUUAGAGUGGUACAUAGAGAUUUGAAACCAGAAAAUUUAUUACUUGAUAAGAGUAAGAAUCUAAAAAUAGUUGAUUUUGGUUUAUCUAAUACAUAUAAGAAUGAAGAAUUAUUAAAGACAGCAUGUGGAAGUCCUUGUUAUGCUGCUCCUGAAGUAUAUAAGUUAAAAUAUAAUAAUAGAUGAUAGCAGGAUAGAAAUAUUAAGGUUUAAGAGUUGAUUUAUGGAGUUCAGGAGUAAUAUUAUUUGCAUGUUUAUGUGGUUAUUUACCUUUUGAAGAUUAAAAUACAUCUGCUUUAUAUAAGAAAAUAUUGAGUGGCACAUAUUAAUUACCAUCUCAUUUAUCAAAAGAUGCAUAAUCAAUGAUCUCUGGAAUUUUAACUGUAGAUCCAGAAAAGAGACUUACUAUUGAAAAUAUUCAUAAUCAUCCUUGGUUUUAAAUAUAUCGAAGAUCAUAUGAAAUUCCACCAGGAAUAGUUGUAGGAUAUAAUAGAAUUCCAAUUGAUUAAGAUAUUUUAAAAUAAUUAAAAUCUUUUGGAAUUGAUAUUGAUUAUGCUUAAAAAUGUUUAGAUGCUAAUAAACAUAAUGAUGUUACAACAUUUUAUCAUUUAUUAUUAAAGAGGCAUUUAGCUAAUGGAGGUAGAUCUACUGCUGAUCUCAAUUCUGAAUCUUUUGAUAUUAAAUUACUUGAACCUAAAUAAAGGCCAAGCAAAGGUAAGAAUCCUUAUAUUUAUCUAUAGCUCCAAUCACUUCAAUAGUUAAUAAUGAAAUCAUCAAAUAAUAAAUGAAAGAAGAAAUUAUUAAAUAGAGAUCCUAUUCUACUGACAAAGAUAGAGGUAGAAUUAUUAAAACUACAGAUUAAAAUAAUAAAAUUUUAGCUGAUAAUGAUUAAAGUGUUAAUCGUAUUGGACGAAAUGGAUAAGCAUCAAGUGUUUAAGCUAGAUAAAAAGAUGAAAAUUAUUUAGAUUAAUCUCCUAUGCUUAAAAAAAGUAACAAAUUACAUAGUAUUUAUGGAAAUAAAAAUAAAACUACUAACAUUACCUCCACUGAAUAUAGAAAUAAAGAAGAAACUAAAAAACCAAGUUCAAGAAAUAAAAAAGAUUUAGAUUUAUCUAACCCACAUAGAAAUACUAAUCGAGAAUUUUUAUAAAUUAAUAAAAAUUUUUAAAAUGCAGGAAGAUCUCAAAAUCAUAAGAAGGAAAGAGUUUAUGUCACUAAUUAAAAUAACUAAUCAUUUGAUGUACCUUUGAAUUCCAAUUAGUCGGUUAAAUAAAAAAUAUAUCAAAUUUAAAAAUUUGGAUAUUAUGAAUGA
Paramecium sonneborni is the source of this 1814-nucleotide messenger RNA. NCBI's taxonomy places the organism in Eukaryota, Ciliophora, Oligohymenophorea, Peniculida, Parameciidae. The record is from the annotation of a GenBank genome assembly.